This is a messenger RNA of Carcharodon carcharias (great white shark), 1082 nucleotides long. It is a transcript of the gene bricd5, whose product is annotated as BRICHOS domain containing 5. The coding region runs from base 53 to 811 and encodes 252 amino acids. The record is from RefSeq and is a predicted model, not a curated record. The transcript is spliced from 6 exons. Gene Ontology annotation, biological process: regulation of cell population proliferation. Lineage: Eukaryota; Metazoa; Chordata; Chondrichthyes; Lamniformes; Lamnidae.
CAAGCUGAGGCUCAGGAAAGGGAGUUCAUGCACACAAGUUUCGGCUCCAUCAAUGAACAGUGUCGAUAUCCACAGCAGCAGCAGGAGCCAGACAGGAGAGGAGAAUUGCAGGCAGCAUUCUCAGAGUAUGGAGAGAAGCAGAAGGAUUGCAAAUACCCUGAAGGGGGUUUUCCCAUUUGUACAAGCAGAUCGCUUGGGAGCCGAAGCCAGGACUGGGCUGCGCAUCUUGUGGGGAGCUUUACUUUUUCUGGUCAUGGCAGCAGUUAUCGGGGUCUCAGCUGUGGGCAUACUGAAUCUGAGAGAAAGCAACCGGCAGGUUGUUCAGAUAACAUUACACGAUGUGCAGGGUGCCAUGGUCAGUCAGUCAGUGGUUGUGAACAAGGAGGAGGAUCUGGUAACUUACCACAUAAUGGACAGGAACCACACAACAGUGGUGCUGUUUGACAGUAAGAAUGGUUUAGUUUGUUACCAGCCUGGAGGGAGUAACAUCUGUCUUGUUCGAAAAAUGCUGGCUGCCGACCAGGAGAAUAUUCACACUGUUAUCACUGCCCAGAAGCAGAAGUUCAACCAAUUGUUGCUGCUGAGAAAUGAAACCCAAUUCUCCAGGGAGUAUCUCGGAAUUCUGAGUAGAAACAAAGUGGAUCCGCUGGCUCUGGGACAGCACAUUGACAGUCUCUGCAAUCACAUCCCUGUUUACUGGCUCCAGAAAAGUAACAGGCCUGGGAUGCAACGGCUGAUCUACUUCUGCAUCGAUAUCUGUUUUCCAAACAACGUCUGUGUCUCCGUGUGUUUUUACUAUCUGCCAGAUUAAACACCCCUUGCUGCAUCUUUCCUAUGUUAGUCUUUACGAUGACAGAACAUAGCCAAUUGUUAAAAAACAGAAUUUAAUGUACAAUUCUCAGUCUUUUCUUUAUUUUGACAAUUCCAAUUCCCUUCUUUCCCAGUUCUUAUUCAGCAUUCUAGCAAUUGGUUACUGAACCUCAAUGCAAGGACAUGUAGCAACCUAUGCAGAGAGAGGGAGGAAGGGGAAUGAAGUUAGUUUUGAUGGUCUAGUUGGUCUGUUGAAAAAAAAAAGUCACUGU